AUGUAUUCUACGAAGAAUGGCCCUAGAUUACACCAUACGUGUGGAAUAGAUUAUGUCGGCGACGGGGUCGCUCACAACUUGACGAACACGAAGACGACGCCCCUUGACGAGUGCAUCAAGGAAUACUCGGCGAUUAACGGGUGUAUUGGAGGCUUACACAAGUCACACCCUGCGGAGAUGGCAUACAGCUUGGCUAUCAUGAUUGAACAAAGAAAUGGGCUGUAUGGCAUGAGCCCGAGAAGUGAAGACAUGGACACUAAGCGCUCGGAAACGCUCAGUCCUCACGCAAAUUGUAUAUUAGCUGGGAUGGAAGCCCCCGCGGCUCUAAACCAAAGUGGCUGUUUUAUCAGGAACAGCCAGCUGAGGAGAAACUUGGAAGAAGAGUUAAUGAAAGAUCAUUGGGUGCUGAUCGUGGUAUAA
Molecule: messenger RNA, 420 nt
Organism: Neurospora hispaniola
Lineage: Eukaryota; Fungi; Ascomycota; Sordariomycetes; Sordariales; Sordariaceae
Exons: 2
Coding region: 1-420 (139 amino acids)
Source: RefSeq, a predicted model, not a curated record